ACAUAUAAUAUGAACUGAUUGAAAUCGCAUUAUGUAAAAUACUAAUGGUUCAGACUAAGACCGUAAUAAAAUUGCGAAUGAAUUAAAACUGAUUCUUUCAUAAUUGAGGAAUACGUUCUCAGUGUGUCGAGGAUAGAAUAACAAUGUCUGCAACCAGUGGGACUGUGAAUGAUUCAGACUUUGAGGAAGUGGCUAAAAUGCAAAGUUUAUUAGAAAGGCCAGAGCUUCAACAACUUUUUAGACAGAUAGGGAAGAUCAGUGCAGCAGAAGCACUUAAAGAACAUGAUAUCAUAAAAAAGGACUUAAGAAAUCUUAUCGAACAAAAAAAUUUUGAGAUCCUUGAAUUAGAAAAUGCAAAGGCGACUUUAGAAAUUCGACUUAACGCUGUUGCAGAGAACACUGAAGAAAAAAAGAAAAUGCAAGGGGAAAUUAUAAGAUUAGAGAAUGAUAUUAAGAAAAAGAAAAAAGAUUUGGUAUCCCUUAACAAAAAAACUGCAGACAGAGAAAACACUGUCGAAUAAAAAGGAGGAAGAAGUGGCAAAAUUGAAGAAGGAAAACGUAGAAUUGAAAAUAACCAACAAUGAUUUAAAAGUAGAAGCGCAACAAGCUAGGUCUGCAAAAAACAUUGCACUUCAUAAACUGAAGGAGUUUCAGAAUGACAAAUAGAAUGACCACGAAAAAAUUUCGGAAGUUAAGAUACAAGUGAUUGAGAACAAAAGCAUCUGCUUGUCCAUUAUAAUUCAGGUUUAAUGUAAACCUAUAGACUCUUUAUUGAUAUGACAAUAUUUAUAUUUAUUUAUUUACUAAUAACAUUUGUAGAGCUGUUUGAAUAUGAAUUCUUCAAAACUAUUAAACAUAUACUUGUCUUGGUCAAAAAAGAUAACAAUAUUAAAAGCAACUACGUCGUAUUCUUGA
Messenger RNA from Mytilus californianus (California mussel), 915 nucleotides. RefSeq lists its product as uncharacterized. NCBI's taxonomy places the organism in Eukaryota, Metazoa, Mollusca, Bivalvia, Mytilida, Mytilidae. The record is from RefSeq and is a predicted model, not a curated record. Bases 144 to 521 code for a protein of 125 amino acids. The transcript is spliced from 3 exons.